AUGCCGCAGCCGUCUGCUGAUCCCAACGAUCCUCUGAACUGGUCCCGAGGACGCAAAUACUGGCAUAUGUUUGUCAUCCUUUUCUGGUGCUUCAUCGUCAACGCGGCAAUUGCAUGGACAGGUACAGCCUGGGCUGUCUGGGUGGUUGACCUCGACACCACCUACGUCGACUUGAAUAACGGUCAAGGCCUCCUGGUCUUCAUGUGCGCGUUCGGGUGUCUAUUUUUCCAGCCCUACGCCCUCAAGUAUGGCCGCCGUGUACCGUACAUCGUGGCUUCGGCGUUCGUUCUCGUGGGCGUUGGAGUUGGCCUGACCAUGACGGACACCGGCCUAUUCUUUGCAUACAUGGUCCUGUCGGGAUUUGGCUCAGGCCCAGCGUAUUCGACCAACGAGACGUCGAUCGUGGACAUUAUGUUCCUCCAUCAACGAGGGACGUGGCUUGGGAUAUAUUGUUUGGUCCUCCUCUUAGGUAAUUUUCUUCCUCCCGUAGCGGCGGGCUACAUUGUCGAAGCGCAGGGUUGGCAAUGGUGUUUCAAGUAUUUGCUCAUCUUCAUGGGAGUGGCCACAAUAUUGCUGGUGUUCGGAGCAGAGGAAACGCUAUACGUUCGCGAGGAAGAGGGAGAGACAAGUCCGAGCGAGACGAGCGCACAGCACCAUCAGCACCCCCAUGACAACGGCAUUUCAACUGACCAUGCCAACGCCACGUACCUGCAGAGGAUGACCCUGUUCCGUCGAGACACGCGAAUCAAGCUCUCGUACAUGGCCCUGGUUUUCAACCCCUUCCGGCUGAUGCUCUUUCCCGCCGUGGUGUGGGCGAGUCUCAUGCUCAGCCUGGCGACGUUCAUGACUAGCAUCGUCGUCACGACGCAGGCCGGCUUCUUCUCGGCUCCGCCCUACAACUUUGGGGCCAAUGCCCUCGGCCUCAUGUACUUCGCCAUCAUCAUUGGCAUGGUUUUUGGAGCCAUUCUGGGCGGGCCGUUGAGCGACUGGAUCGUCGCUCAUCUCGCUCGACGCAACGACGGGGUCAUGGAACCCGAAUAUCGACUCUGGGCGUACCUUCCCGUGCCGUUCACCGCAGCCACGGGGAUCCUCUUGUACGGCGUCGGAGCCAGCUACGGGAUUCACUGGGUUGUGCCAUGCAUUGGGCUCGCCUUGAUUGGCUUCGCCAUGAAUGCCGGCGCCCCGAUAUCGAUGGCCUACGCGUUCGAUUGCUACAAUGAGCUGUCCGGCGAGACGGUCCAGUUGACCAACUUUGUGCGCAAUGCGGUCGGUGGAGCCAUAACUUUCGUCAUCCAGCCCUGGAUAAACCAGAACGGCGCUCGAAACACCAGCAUCAUCAUCGCUAUACUAGUGUUGGUGCUCAAUCUCUCAUCGGUCGUCUUUCAAAUAUGGGGCAAAACGAUACGUGCGCUGACCGCCCGUCGCUACAAAAGCUUGGUUGAGAAGGCUGUCUAUUUUUGA
This is a messenger RNA of Exophiala spinifera, 1461 nucleotides long. RefSeq lists its product as uncharacterized. The record is from RefSeq and is a predicted model, not a curated record. Lineage: Eukaryota; Fungi; Ascomycota; Eurotiomycetes; Chaetothyriales; Herpotrichiellaceae. Gene Ontology annotation, biological process: transmembrane transport. Gene Ontology annotation, molecular function: transmembrane transporter activity. The coding region runs from base 1 to 1461 and encodes 486 amino acids. The transcript is spliced from 4 exons.